AUGAAAGAAAAGAGGAACAGAGAGGAAAAGAGUAAAAGAGAGGAAAAGAGGAAGAGAGAGGAAAAGAGGAAGAGAGAGGAAGAGAGGAAGAGAAGAAGAGAGGGGAAGAGAGGAAGAGAGAGGAAGAGAGGAAGAGAGGAAGAGAGAGGAAGAGAGGAAGAGAGGAAGAGAGGAAGAGAGGAAGAGAGGAAGAGAGGAAGAGAGGAAGAGAGGAAGAGAGGAAGAGAGGAAGAGAGGAAGAGAGAGGAGAGAGGAGAGAGGAAGAGAGAGGAGAGAGGAGAGAGGAAGAGAGAGGAAGAGAGGAAGAGAGAGGAAGAGAGAGGAAGAGAGAGGAAAAGAGGAAGAGAGAGGAAGAGAGGAAGAGAAGAAGAGAGGGGAAGAGAGGAAGAGAGAGGAAGAGAAGAAGAGAGGAAGAGAGAGGAGAGAGAGGAAGAGAGGAAGAGAGGAAGAGAGGAAGAGAGGAAGAGAGGAAGAGAGGAAGAGAGGAAGAGAGGAAGAGAGGAAGAGAGGAGAAGAGAGGAAGAGAGGAAGAGAGGAAGAGAGGAAGAGAGGAAGAGAGAGGAAGAGAGGAAGAGAGAGGAAGAGAGGAAGAGAGAGGAAGAGAGGAAGAGAGGAAGAGAGAGGAAGAGAGAGGAAGAGAGAGGAAGAGAGGAAGAGAGGAAGAGAGGAAGAGAGGAAGAGAGGAAGAGAGGAAGAGAGGAAGAGAGGAAGAGAGGAAGAGAGGAAGAGAGGAAGAGAGGAAGAGAGGAAGAGAGGAAGAGAGGAAGAGAGGAAGAGAGGAAAAGAGGAAGAGAGGAAGAGAGAGGAAAAGAGGAAGAGAGGAAGAGAGAGGAAAAGAGGAAGAGAGGAAGAGAGAGGAAAAGAGGAAGAGAGGAAGAGAGAGGAAAAGAGGAAGAGAGGAAGAGAGAGGAAAAGAGGAAGAGAGAGGAAGAGAGGAAGGAGGAAGAGAGAGGAAGAGAGAGGAAGAGAGAGGAAGAGAGGAAGAGAGAGGAAGAGAGGAAGAGAGAGGAAGAGAGAGGAAAAGAGGAAGAGAGGAAGAGAGAGGAAAAGAGGAAGAGAGGAAGAGAGAGGAAAAGAGGAAGAGAGAGGAAGAGAGGAAGAGAGAGGAAGAGAGAGGAAGAGAGAGGAAGAGAGGAAGAGAGGAAGAGAGAGGAAGAGAGAGGAAAAGAGGAAGAGAGGAAGAGAGAGGAAAAGAGGAAGAGAAGAAGAGAGAGGAAAAGAGGAAGAGAGAGGAAGAGAGAGGAAGAGAGGAAGAGAGAGGAAGAGAGGAAGAGAGAGGAAGAGAGAGGAAGAGAGGAAGAGAGAGGAAGAGAGGAAGAGAGGAAGAGAGAGGAAGAGAGAGGAAAAGAGGAAGAGAGAGGAAGAGAGGAAGAGAAGAAGAGAGGGGAAGAGAGGAAGAGAGAGGAAGAGAGGAAGAGAGGAAGAGAGAGGAAGAGAGGAAGAGAGGAAGAGAGGAAGAGAGGAAGAGAGGAAGAGAGGAAGAGAGGAAGAGAGGAAGAGAGGAAGAGAGGAAGAGAGGAAGAGAGGAAGAGAGGAAGAGAGGAAGAGAGGAAGAGAGGAAGAGAGGAGAGGAAGAGAGGAAGAGAGGAAGAGAGAGAAGAGAGGAAGAGAGGAAGAAGCAUAGUAGCUGCUGCCAACAAGAACAAGAACCGUUACACAGUAAACGGUGGCCAGAAGGGCAUUUCAUGUUUGCUUAUUUAUCUGCCUCGGUAUGCAGCGACAUCAGGUCUACCCGCACUACGGCUGCAUGCAGGAGUUUAG
This is a messenger RNA of Toxorhynchites rutilus septentrionalis, 1761 nucleotides long. RefSeq names its product trichohyalin-like. The record is from RefSeq and is a predicted model, not a curated record. Lineage: Eukaryota; Metazoa; Arthropoda; Insecta; Diptera; Culicidae.